Molecule: messenger RNA, 2426 nt
Organism: Oncorhynchus keta (chum salmon)
Lineage: Eukaryota; Metazoa; Chordata; Actinopteri; Salmoniformes; Salmonidae
Product: transmembrane protein 221-like
Exons: 3
Coding region: 1134-2045 (303 amino acids)
Source: RefSeq, a predicted model, not a curated record
CAUUUCUAUGAUAGUUUAAUUCAGCUCAUGAAAUCAACACUUUACAUGUUGCAUUUAUAUUUUGAUCAAUGGUGAAAUGAAUUACGUUUCCUAAAGAAACCAAACAUGAAAGGUGGGUGAGUGAAUGCACAAGGCAGUAGCCUCAAAUCAACAGAGCAACAGCAGUGCGCUCUCUGGGUAAACAGUGUUUGUUUCCAAGGCAACCACUGAAAAGUUAAUUAGAUUCAAAGAGGGAGAUUUCGGGGAGAAUGAAUGAGAGGGCAGGCAGGACACUCCAUUUCAAAUUCCCAGGAACUCUUGGGGCGUAGCACAAUCGCGAGCUGAUGGCAUUGCGUCAUCUUUUGGCAAUUUUAGACGCUCGUGCAUGAUAAGCGAAACAAUAACUAAUGUAGACACUUUUAGUUUGAUUAUUUUCAGGAGGCUACUAUUGAUUAAUUAAAUAGACAAUGCCUAAUUAAAGAGCUAUUGAUAACUAAAGAAUGUAUUUUGAUGGAUCCUUAUUCAUUUUAAUAGCAUGUCUGCACCAAAAAUAUGACGAUGGCCUAGUCAACCCAACAUAAAUAAAAACCAAGUCAUAAUAUACAAAUAAAAAUAUUUGUUUUCUGGAGCAUGGUUUCUUCAUAUGUAAAAUGUAUUUGAGGUUUAAAUGCAAUGCGCACUACUGCAAUUGUGUUAACGUUCCCAAAAUGCCUUCAUGCCGGUGUAAUUCAUGUUUUGGAAUGGAAAGUGAAUAGUUUCUAACUUGUAUAAAUUUGUAGUUUCCCCCCGGCUGUGGACUGCUUCGGACGAGCACAUCAACGCAUUGUUCCGGAGAAUCCAAGUGAAAAGUCCAUUGUUGUUGCGAAGUUUUUAAUCUGGGGAUUUAAAGAACAUCACAUGCUCGGCUGGGGGAGUGGGUGCUCGCGCACAAUACGCAAAUAACACUCUAAUUCCAUGAUCGGACUCUAAAUCACAGGUUUCUUACCUUUUCCUAUUCAAAACAUUUUUCUACACUUAAAAACAUUUGUUAGUUUGAAGCCUUUGGAAAAGAGGACCGCAAGAAGGAUCCGGAGGAUAAAGUGGAUUCCCACCGCGAUAACUUUUUCCAAGGAAGACAAGUGCGUCGACGUCAGUCCGUGAUUUAUUACCCAAGUAUGACGGUUUACAGCCAGCGGUCUUUGAUGGUCCUUGGUUUAUUAGGGAUCCUAUCAGGGAUUAUGUCUCUGCUAUCGGUCAAUCUGAUUUUCCAUUUACAAACACAACAGAUUGCUGUGAAGGAAUCUCCCCCCACCAUCUCCAUCGUGCCAACUAAUGUUUGGGCAGUGCUGAUGCCAGUGUCUACAGUGCUUUCUGCUCUGUCUCUCACGCUCAAUUUGAGCUCUGUCGUGGCCUGCCUUCUGCACAGCUACUUUACAACCGAGAUAUGCAGAGGAGAUGAUACUGAAAGAGCAGACUGGUUCCUAUUGGAUAGCCGAGCUGUCCGACAUGUGGCCAUCGGACUAUUUUGCCUUGGGGUUUCAGUAUACUUAGCAGCUAUGUCCAUCUACAUGCUGCUGGUGUUUGAGGUAGAGCCAGGCAUAGCGAGCGCAUGCGUACUGGCCUCGGGCAUCCUGAUUCUGCUGAUGAUCGUGAUUCACUCCCUGGUCAAAGCCGCCCGUACCGCCCAACACUACUGCGGUGGGGAACACACUGACACCUUGUACCAGAACCAGCACGGUGGGAGCACCCCUGCCGCCCGGCAAGGCAAGCUCCAAGACGGGGAAAAACCCAGGAGGCACCGCAACAACUCCCAACUCCACCGGCAUUUGUCCUACCCCCCUCCCUGCACCGACCCUAAGCAGCAUCACCAGCAUCAGUACUCCCCAUCCCACAGCCCUCAGAGCCACAGCAGUGACAAGGAGGGCUACAGUAGUGGUGGAAGUGGUUCUCGAAUGCACAGGACCCUGUCAACAGAGUCAGGGCUGCUGCAGUCUCCAUCUAAGCCCUGGAAUGGCAUUAACAAUGAGAUGCGCAGCGUGCUGGCCCGCAAGUCAGGAGCCUCCAAUAAAGACUCUACUCUGGUGUGACCUGACCUGCAAAGUCUUAGCAGUUAGUACAUUCCUAACCAACCAUCAAACGUUCCGAAGGAUACAGUAUGGAUAGAAAAUAUCGGAAGCUAUUUAAAAGCUCGGAGUUAUCCCUUCAUGAUCCAAGCACCACUAAUACUAUUACUGUACAUUUCAAUACAGACAUACAGUGAAACUGUCAUUUUAAUGCACCUUUCCUAACAGCUCGUUCCCUUAUUGCCUUUGUAUUGACUUUUUACACAGAAACCAUCACUAUUAAACCCUCUCUAAAAUGUUUACUUACUGGUAUUCCAAUGGAAAAUGUUAGCAACUUCUAGCUACAGCUAAUGCUAUAGUUGCUACGUGAUUAUACAAUUUAACAAGUGGCAGAGAAAUGCUUUA